This is a messenger RNA of Bombyx mandarina (wild silkworm), 1961 nucleotides long. It is a transcript of the gene serpin-21, whose product is annotated as serine protease inhibitor 21. Gene Ontology annotation, molecular function: serine-type endopeptidase inhibitor activity. NCBI's taxonomy places the organism in Eukaryota, Metazoa, Arthropoda, Insecta, Lepidoptera, Bombycidae. The record is from RefSeq and is a predicted model, not a curated record.
ACCGCGCGUUGUUCGUGCCGGCUGUCUGAUGGCUGCCAUCUACAAUAACAUUUGCGGCCACGCAAAAUAGUUCCGUUGUACUCUCUUAACAUAUUUAGUUUUAUUUUAAAGAAAGCGAACCAAACUGUGGUCGGUAUGGAUACGAAGUCGUUCUCCUCGACAAUAGCAAAGUUCUCUGUCAAGUUUUGCAAUGAGCUAAACGGUGAUAAAGAUGUGGUCUCGUCACCGUUGUCAGCGGAAUACUUAUUGGCGCUGAUAGCUUUGGGUUCAACGGAUACUGCACACGAAGAGCUCUUAACAAGCCUCGAUUUUCCAGAUGUCGACACGAUACGCACGCUUUUCACUGCGGCCUCUGCUAAAUUGAAAACUAUUAAGGGUAUUAAUUUAAGUUUAGCAAACAAGAUAUACGUUAAAUCGUGCGAUUGUGAACUCAAUUCGCAACUGAAGAAAGACGCCGUGGACGUGUUUGAUGCGGAAUUGGAGAAAGUCGAUUUCGGAGACAGCGCUGCUGCUGCUAAACUGAUCAACGGCUGGGUCGAAAGUAAAACAAAUGAACGAAUUAAAAAUCUGGUAUCCAAUAGCAGCCUCAAUUCUGACACGCAAAUCGUUCUGAUCAACGCUCUCUACUUUAAGGGUUCAUGGAAAAACCAAUUUAACCCCAAGAGCACCGUGGAGCAUCCGUUCUAUAUUAACAACGAAACAUCUGUGAAAAUUCCCAUGAUGUACCAAGAAGAGAAAUUUAAGUACGACAACAACACUGAGCUCAACGCCCAGAUCUUAGAAAUGGCGUAUGAAGGUAACGAGGCCAGCAUGGUAAUUGUAUUACCGAACGAAAUUGAUGGCCUUGAUCAAGUCCUACGGAAACUAGCCGACGGCUUCGAUCUCAUCGCAGUAUGGGAGAAGCUGAUCUCAACAAAACUACAAGUCAUAAUACCCAAAUUCAAGACUGAAACUGAAAUAGACCUUACGCAUGUUUUCUCAAAGUUGGGCAUUAAUGCGAUCUUCCGUCGCGAAAAUUCUGGUGUGUCGAAGAUCUUGGAUAACAACGAGUCGUUGUAUAUCUCGAAGGCCAUACAAAAAGCCUUCAUUGAAGUGAAUGAAGAAGGAGCCGAAGCGGCUGCUGCCACUCAUAUGGUGUUAAGAAAGCGGCGUGCUCAUUAUCCCGCUCCGAUCGUCCGGGCUGAUCGACCUUUUCUAUAUUUCCUCAUUGGGCCUGAUCACACGAUGCUGUUCGUCGGUCUGUACAAAGGACGUACAUAACUCAGCCUUAUAUUUAGAUGAGCAUCUGUUCCCCGUCCAUUACUUCCGCUUUUAAAGGUAUCCCAGUGUCUUGUCCUUCUACAUAAUAAGAGGUGGUAAUAAUACUUCUGGAGUAUUUAUUUGGUAUUUAUCCUGUUUGAGUAUUGAUACUGCGACCGCUUGUAAAAAAUUAGAAUUAGCCUGUUGACAACAGAGUGAUGAGUAUGAAAAGAAAUUUGUAUUAAAUAAUAGAAAUAUGUGUUUAAUUUAUUAUUUUAUUUAGAAAUAAAAGUUUUCUGUUUGCUGUAAAUAUCCUAUUAUAUCAUAAUAUAUGCUACAUUCGUGAAAAAAUAGACAAUAUUUCAUUUAUAUUAGUUUGUACAUUGAAGAUAUUCACGAACCCUAUUCACGGGUUUUUUGUUUGAAAAUUUUGUUUUUAAAAAUCUUUUACAACACCUUUAACUUCAACGACAAUAAAAAUAUACACAACGAAAUCAAAGAAGAUUGUAUUUCAGAGAAUCUCAAAGUUUUGCAAUAUUCAAUGUAUUCUUAAAAUAAACAAAAACAAGUCUGCUGGACUUGUGUUUAACACUAACUUAAAUUAAUAAAUGUAAUCAAAAUUAAUUAAAAAAAUAAUAUGUUAGUACCUAAAAGUUACAUUAUUAAGAGAUCCAUUAUCGACAUUAAAUAAAUUUUUUUUUUUAAUAUUAGUAUCAACUGAU